Messenger RNA from Psilocybe cubensis, 627 nucleotides. RefSeq lists its product as uncharacterized. Lineage: Eukaryota; Fungi; Basidiomycota; Agaricomycetes; Agaricales; Agrocybaceae. The record is from RefSeq and is a predicted model, not a curated record. The transcript is spliced from 2 exons. Bases 1 to 627 code for a protein of 208 amino acids.
AUGUCAAAGAACAAAAGUGUUGGAUCCACUUUUGACAGGUUACCAUGUGCCACAUCGACCCGUGACACUCUGUUCAUCAGAGACCUGUCUAACUUGACAAUAAACAUUGACAGAUUUGUGAUAGUCGCUGCUGAACUUGGAAAAACUGUUACCGAGUACUGGUCGGCAUGGUAUGAACAUGCCGAGAAAGGUCUGUAUAGUGCAGACUCGUCCAGACCCCUUAUCAAACCAGAUCCAAAUUACGUUCACGACCUCGAUGAUGUUCGCCCGGAGCUGUUCACACAGAUCCUCGUGGACGGAGAAACUGAGUUCGUACCGGAUUUGAGGAAGAUAGGACUACUCGGAAGUCGUUGGAUAGUAUCGCGAAAGCGCAAUACUAAUCUUUUCGACCUUGCAAAUGUGUGGAAGAAAACAGUUUUUCGUAAACUGGAUGAAGACAUUGCCGAAAAAGGUGGUGUUGUUCCCGAAACUCAAAACGUUAAUGAAACUUAUCAUUCUGCUCUAGUUGAAGCUGCUGAACAGAUAAGUAUCGAAAGCGAUAACGAGAUAAUACUUCAUAGACGUUCAAUCUCACAAGAGAGGGAACAUCCAGAAUUCGGCAGAAUAUCCAAAUCUUACAACCGAUGA